ACCCCACGCCUCUCUCUCUCUCCGUUUCCCUCUCCUCUUAGAUUGCCGCUCGCCACCGUGCCCGUAUCGACGCCGUCCAUCUCGGUUCGCUCUUUCCACAGUUCCGACCGCCGCACCAAGCCCUUGUUUCCACUAGCCUGACACACUCUCUCUUUUAUCUCCUCUGCAGCUUCGCUCACUGUGGAACGUCCAGCGCCACCGCCUCCUGCUCUCGAUUUCUUACAGCGGCAAGUUACUCCAUCUCGUUCACUCUCUCGUCGUUUCUCUCUCUCUCUCUAACUCUCUGUCGGUGUAUCACAGUGUCUCGGUGUUGGGCUGACCACGGUGACCAACGAAGGCCAUCGGAGCCAGCGUGACCCCUCCACGUCGCCCAUAUCCUCCGCCACUCACGACGUCGCACGAGUCUCUCGAUCCUCGUCUCUCUGUCUCGGUGUCCCUCCCUCUCUCUCUCUCUCUCUCUCUCUCUCUCUCCUUGCUAAGCCAGCCACCGCAACCAGCGGAGGCUACCGCGCCACAAGUCCAGCCACACAGCACCAUUCAAUUCGUGCCGUUCCAUCACCGAGUCCAGUCGAACACCGCUUCAAGUCUGGUGAGAUGAGGGUGAAAAGGCAGAAGUGUCAUAGGAAGAGUGUGAGGUUCUACACUUCAUGCUUUGGGUUCAGACAGCCCUUCAAGGUCUUAUGUGAUGGUACAUUUGUGCACCACCUUAUUGCCAAUACCAUCAAACCUGCUGACACUGCCAUCUCCAACAUCCUCUCUGCUGCUCCCGUCAAACUCUUGACCACCAGAUGUGUUCUUGCUGAGUUGAAAAGGCUUGGCACUUCCUACUUUCAAGCUCUUGAGGCUGCUCAUCAGCUCUUUACUGUCAGUUGUAAUCAUGAGAAAAACAAGAGUGCUGAUGCAUGCAUCAAGGAUGUUAUUGGACAGAAUAAUCCCGAGCACUUCUUUGUUGCUACUCAGGAUACUGAUCUUCGGAAGAAGUUUCAGGAGAUUCCAGGUGUCCCCAUCAUUUUUGGUUUAAGAAAUUCCCUUUUCCUUGAGCCCCCAUCUGCAUUUCAACGCCAGUUUGUCAAAACUUCCGAAGAAGCACGCUUGCAUAUGACUGAGUUGGAUCGCAAAAUGUUACAGAAACGGUCAAGGAAUAGGUCUGUUGACGAGGAAGCAAAUAAUUCUUCUGGUGAAAAUGAAGAUUUUGUAGAUCAAAAAAUAGGGAUACAGGAUGAAAGGAAACCACCAACUGCCCUUAAGGCAAUGAGCGUGAAGGACAGAGUUCAAUUUAAGAGAAAGAAGGCAAAGGGCCCAAACCCACUUUCAUGUAGGAAAAAGAGCCAUGAAAAACCAAAAUUGGUUCUGGAGAAGGAAAAGAAAGAUAGCGAAAAUUCUGCAAGAAGCAGGAGCAGGAAACGGAAGAGAUCACGUGGAGACAAAAAGAUAGCAGAGAAAGAUGGUUGAUGUUCAGCUGGCCAAAGGGAAACUUGUCUGAUGUCCUUAUUCAAAUUUGAGAAUUCCUUUAUUCUACGAAUAUUGAAAUAUGCGCCAGUGGUGAUCAUGGUCGUGACAAACAACUAGAGAAUACAGAAUAGAUUCAGGAUUUUACCAAGUUUUUUAGUUUUAUUUUUUGUGGUGUUGAUCAGGGGCUGGCUUAUCAUAUAUGGUCAAUGAAGUUUGUCGACGUAUCAAUUGUUUUGAGUUUAGGAAAGCUAGCUGCUUGCCUUGCCUCAGUGUCGUGACUCGUCUUCCUUUUGGUUUGGAUUUUGCUUCCAAAGGGAGUGGUUUUCAACAA
Molecule: messenger RNA, 1783 nt
Organism: Juglans microcarpa x Juglans regia
Lineage: Eukaryota; Viridiplantae; Streptophyta; Magnoliopsida; Fagales; Juglandaceae
Product: rRNA-processing protein UTP23 homolog
Exons: 7
Coding region: 595-1452 (285 amino acids)
Cellular component (GO): small-subunit processome; nucleolus
Molecular function (GO): small ribosomal subunit rRNA binding
Source: RefSeq, a predicted model, not a curated record